AUGAGUGACUCUGAUGAUGACGAUAUCCCCCGGCUGUCUUCCCACACCUUAGCAGCCCUCCAGGAAUUUUAUGCUGAGCAGAAGCAACAAAGUGACGCAGGCAGGGAUGAUAAAUAUAACACUGGAAUAAUAGAAGAGAACUGGCAGCUGAGCCAGUUUUGGUACAGUCAGGAAACCGCUUUGCGACUCGCAAAGGAAGCGAUUGCCGCUGCUGGAGAAGGUGGCAGAAUAGCCUGUGUGAGCGCCCCCAGUGUUUACCAGAAACUGAGAGCCCUACACAGAGAAGACUUUUCUGUAUACAUCUUUGAAUAUGACAAAAGAUUUGCUAUAUACGGAGAGGAGUUUAUCUUCUAUGAUUACAAUAAUCCAUUGGAUUUACCCGAAAAAAUUGCCGCACAUAGUUUUGACAUCGUAAUAGCAGAUCCCCCCUACCUUUCCAAGGAGUGUCUCAGAAAAACAUCAGAAACCAUCAAGUAUCUGACUCAGGGCAAGAUUCUACUGUGCACAGGUGCUGUCAUGGAAGAAGAGGCAGCAAAACUUCUUGGCGUGAAGAUGUGCAAGUUUAUUCCAAAACACACCCGGACCCUGGGAAAUGAGUUUCGCUGUUAUGUGAAUUAUGAUUCUGGGCUAGACCAUGAAAUCUAAAUGCAGAUAGUAAUAUAAUAUGUAAAGGAUCCUGUGUGACAUUUCUCUCAUUAUUUCCUUGGUAGAUUGAAAAGUUACAACCUCCACCCCUCCCCUGCAAAGUGGGGCUCUCCCUGGCCUAAUUUUCAAAAUAAAGAAUAUAACAUCUCAUUAUGACUUCCUGACUGCCAGCAUCUCUAGAACUCGGGAUGCUUUUGCCAACUUGAAUCCAUGGAAUUAUAGUGGGAAGAAAUCUUAGAACCUAUCUAAAAUCUGCUCUCCUGACCUAAGAACAGGUGAAAAACCGAAGUACAAACAGCUUAGUGGCUUGGCCAAGACCUGAAUUAGGACCUAAGCCUCUGCCUCAGGCCAUCUGCCCCCUUAACAGGGGCCCGUUCCGACUCUACCCAGUGGACCGCUGAUUGUUCACGGCAGCUUUCCUGGAGUGUCGUAGGACUUGUGAAGGGGCCUGUCAUCUGCUCCAGCCCCUCAAGGAGACACGACUUGCCUCCGUGAAAGAAGUUGAGAAUCCUUGGAACUGGGAUCUGAAAGCCGCCUCCUCGCCCCGGUUCUUGGAGGGAUGACAGGCACGUAGCCCAGGUGCUCUCUGUGCGCGCACCGCCCCUGCACCCUCGGCUAAAGCCACAGCAAUGCGCCAGGCCCCGGAGAAACUGAAACUGCCAUGUGCAAACCAAACACUAUAGCAGAAAGGACGUGAGAAGCAUGCUAGACUGUUCUAUUUCAAAAAUUAUCCAUCAUUCAUCCACACCACCGCACAUUACUGAUACCUGCAACUUGGAUGGCUUUCAAGGGCCUUGUGCUGAGUGAAAAAAGCCGGUCCGCAAAGCUUACACACUGUGUUUCUAUUGAUGUAACAUUCUUGAAUGGAGAGCAGAUUGGUGGUUGGCAGAGGUUAAGGGGUGGGGGAGCGGGGGGUGGGACAAGCAAAGGGAGAUCUUAGGGGAAGUGGAGCUCUUGUGCAUCUUGAUUGUGCAGUGGUUACACCCAACUCCACGGGGGGCAUUACACAGGACCCGCACACGCUCGCAACACUGGUGAACUCCGGGUGAGGGCUGUGGGUGGUGUGCAGCAUCCAGUUCCUGGGGCUGAUUCUGUGCUUGGUCAAGGUGUUCUCAUUGCGGGCAACUGGGUAAAAGACACACAAGACCUCUCUGUAGUGUUUUUGCAAUUUCCUGUGAAUCUAGAAUCAUUUCAAAAUAAAAACUUAAAAAAAAUGGGAGGUGAAGAAUAACACUUCCCCACCUCAGGUGACUUGCUUUGCUAACAAAACAUGAAAGGAGGGGCGCCUGGGUGGCUCAGUUGAUUAAGCGACUGCCUUCGGCUCAGGUCAUGAUCCUGGAGUCCCAGGAUCGAGUCCCACAUUGGGCUCCCUGCUCAGCGGGGCGUCUGCUUCUCCCUCUGAUCCUCUUCCCCUCUCGUGCUCUCAUUCUCUCUCUCAAAUAAAUAAAUAAAUAAAUAAAUAAAUAAAUAAAUAAAUAAAUAAAUAAAUAAAAUCUUUAAAAAAAAAACAAAGGAAGUGCCAAGUAGAGCUUUAUUUUCUCUCUGACAUGGCUACCGGCAGUUUUCCACACGCAAGCAGGUGCUCGAGCGGAGCGGUGGGCCUGCAGUGGAAUCGGAGGGUGAGCAGGAAAUACACAUCUGCUUUUGAAAAUCAAGAGACUGUGGGAUGGUUACUGCAGCGAAAACCCAGCGUGUCCUGGAGAGCCUGGUGCCCUGACGCCAGCGCUCAGGAAAUGGGGCAUUGGGGGGGGGGGCUUGCUCCUAUUUGUUCGUUCUUAGCCUUCGACGGUCCUACUUUGGGAUAAUUUUUAAUUUACUUUAAAAAUCACUUGGUAUUUUUAUGAGACAUUUAUAUUUUUGUCAGUGUAUCAGCACCUGGCACAUGUGAAGUAUUCAAUAAAUGUUCUUUAAAAAAUA
Molecule: messenger RNA, 2562 nt
Organism: Mirounga angustirostris (Northern elephant seal)
Lineage: Eukaryota; Metazoa; Chordata; Mammalia; Carnivora; Phocidae
Gene: EEF1AKMT1
Product: EEF1A lysine methyltransferase 1
Exons: 4
Coding region: 1-645 (214 amino acids)
Biological process (GO): methylation
Molecular function (GO): nucleic acid binding; protein-lysine N-methyltransferase activity
Source: RefSeq, a predicted model, not a curated record